UCAUAAGGAACCAUUGCAUGAGAUAUCUUUGCAGCUGCCCCUCAGGUCGCUAAUGAAGACGAACACGGGCUGGAAGAACAUGAUCUUAAUUUCUGUACAUAUUCUUUGUUUCGGUCUUUUUGGUGGACCUUUCCUCAAAGAUGCUUCAGCUCAGAACAAUGGUCACAACGAGGGUGGAGGGAGACCAUUUGACCCAAAUGAACUUAUGAAACAAUUAAUGCAACUGAGGACGGAUCAAAGUACUUUCGGUUCUUACAACCCACUAGACGUCAAACAGGCAGCAAAGGUUUACUUCCAGAAGGGCGAUCCUCCCGGAGGGAGCCCCCGGCCGGAAAGCGCCCUUGCUGCUCCGAAUGGCUUUGAUCCAAAUGGAGAAAGCAUGUUUGCCGGUCACCAAUCGGAAAUAUGGAAAUUUGCUUCCAAUUACAAUCCCAAUGAACACAUACAAAAUUAUGUUUCGGAGACGACGGACGUCGGUUCACUCGGAAGUAUUAAAACCCCGCAAGGAGGACUUAAUCAAGGGGUGCCUUCAGAAACCCAUCUCAAUGGUCACUUCAAUGCCAACACGUUAAACAGUAAUUUGAUGACAGCCAUUGACAAGCAUAAGUUUAAGCCUGGUAUAGGCUCAUCUUCGGCGUUUGCAGCCCCUGUGAGCGCCAUGAGUGUUCCCGAGCUGUCUGGAAACCAGCUACCAGGGAGUUUGCACAUGGAAACCAACUUUAACCCGAAUCAUUUAAAUCAUGAACUGUUUCACAACCUUGACUACAAUCCCCAAGCUGUUAAUUCAGAAAUCAUAGUUCAACAUCAUAAUUCUCUAAUUGGACAAACACAGACUCACGGAACGAGUGAAAACAGCGGACAAACAAGCAAACAUGAUGGUGUCAUCGGUAUAACAGGAUUACAAAAUGGUGGAACCCAGACUCAGAAUGGCGGAAAACUGUUGACAGGAGGGACUUUUCAGCCGAGUGUUGGAACCCAGAAUAGUGGAAUGGGGGUACAGAAUAAUGGUGGAACAUCAAAUGGCGUGAAACCACUGGCUGGUGGAACUGUGAAUCAAAAUGGCGGAAAGGAAAAUGGAGUAACGGAUACAGAAAACGGGGGUACAAUAACGCCAAAUAGCAAUGUACCACAAGUUGGUGUAACAUCCGGUGUUAACGGGGGAACAGGGAUAACCGUAAAUGGGGGAAAUACUGGUGUAACUACAGGCAGCAACACCCACACCUCAAUUCUACCUCAUUAUCAUAUUGUGUUAAACAGUAAAGGGGAACAUGUGCUCGUACAAGAAACAGAAACACCGGGAAAGUUCAUCGUUAUAAAAACCAUAGCCGAAGAAAAACUUGCAAAUUAUUUGAUUGGAAAACUGUCUUCUGGCACAAGCAAAGGAUCCCUUGCUCCUGAGUCGCUGUCUGCAUUUCUGUCUGCACAGCUUCCUUCUACUUUCAAUAAACAACCUAGUCAACUUAUUGAGGCAGUGUCGCCACUUCCCGGCCACAUGGGCAGCUACAACGGGAUGAAUGGGGACAUGCCAUCACUACAAACAAAGCUGUUUGGAACUGACACUGCCCAUGCUACAGGAAUAGGAAAGUUAGGAGACGAGACCAAUGGACAGAUCCCGGGUGUUUUUGGGAUAGGUUCUUUUAGGAGAGAAUUUCAAUCAAGUAAUUCAGAGAAACACGAUGGUACUUCAUUUGGAGCUGUUCACCAAAUGAAUACAAAUCCUCGUGUUUCCGCUACUGGAAUCGGGAGUCUUGGCUCCGACACUCUGUCUGAUUCAUAGAUGGAUGGUCGGUCUAGAUCACUCCGAGGGAAUCGUUAAUGAAAUCGGUUUUGGACGUGCAUUAAUAUUUUGAGAAAUAACAAAAAAAUUGAACUGUAAAUAUGUUGAAGUCCGGCGAAAAUAAUAUCAAAAUACCCAAACAACAAGAUCAGAAAUAAAAUGCAACGUUUACUA
This is a messenger RNA of Magallana angulata, 1951 nucleotides long. RefSeq lists its product as uncharacterized. NCBI's taxonomy places the organism in Eukaryota, Metazoa, Mollusca, Bivalvia, Ostreida, Ostreidae. Bases 53 to 1777 code for a protein of 574 amino acids. The record is from RefSeq and is a predicted model, not a curated record. The transcript is spliced from 2 exons.